AUGGACCAGGCCGUGGGCGACCUGAAGCAGGCGCUGUCCUGCGUGGCCGAGACGCCGACCGUCCAUGUGGAGGUGCACCAGCGAGCGGCAGCAAAAAAAGAAGAUAUAAAGCAGAGUGUUAAAAAGCUGCUUUACAGACAUAAUAUUGUGUUUGGUGAUUACACAUGGACUGAGUUUGAUGAACCUUUUCUGACCAGAAAUGUGCAGUCUGUGUCUAUUGUUGACACAGAAUUAAAGGUUAAAGACUCACAGCCCAUCAAUUUGAGUAUGUGCACUAUUGCACUUCACAUCUUCCACCUGAAUGAAGAUGGCCCCACCAGUGAAAAUUUGGAAGAAGAGACAGAAAAUAUAAUUGCUGCAAAUCACUGGGUUCUGCCUGCAGCUGAAUUCCAUGGGCUGUGGGACAGCCUGGUGUAUGAUGUAGAAGUUAAAUCUCAUCUCCUCGAUUAUGUGAUGACUGCGCUACUGUUUUCAGACAGGAAUGUUGACAGCAAUCUCAUCACCUGGAACCGGGUAGUGCUGCUUCACGGUCCUCCAGGAACUGGGAAAACAUCCCUGUGUAGAGCCCUUGCCCAGAAAUUGACCAUUCGACUUUCAAGCAGGUACCGGUAUGGCCAGUUAAUUGAAAUAAACAGCCAUAGCCUCUUUUCUAAGUGGUUUUCAGAAAGUGGCAAGCUAGUAACUAAGAUGUUCCAGAAGAUCCAGGAUCUAAUUGAUGACAAAGAUGCUCUGGUGUUCGUGCUGAUCGAUGAGGUGGAGAGCCUCACAGCUUCCCGCAAUGCCUGUAGGGCAGGCACUGAGCCUUCAGAUGCCAUCCGUGUGGUCAAUGCUGUCUUGACCCAAAUCGAUCAAAUUAAAAGGCACUCCAACGUGGUGAUACUGACUACUUCCAACAUCACAGAGAGGAUUGACGUGGCCUUUGUGGACAGGGCUGACAUCAGGCAGUAUAUUGGACCACCCUCUGUGGCAGCCAUCUUCAAAAUCUACCUUUCUUGUUUGGAAGAACUGAUGAAGUGUCAGAUCAUAUACCCUCGCCAGCAGCUGCUGACCCUCCGCGAGCUGGAGAUGAUUGGCUUCAUUGAAAACAACGUGUCAAAGUUGAGCCUCCUUUUGAGUGAAAUUUCAAGGAAGAGUGAGGGCCUCAGCGGCCGUGUCCUAAGAAAACUCCCUUUUCUGGCUCAUGCGCUGUACAUUCAGGCUCCCACCGUCACCAUCGAGGGUUUCCUCCAGGCCCUGUCUCUGGCAGUGGACAAGCAGUUUGAAGAGAGAAAGAAGCUUUCCUCUUGUGAUUGAGCUAGGCCCCCUACCUGUGCUUUUCAAAUCAUGACUACAGCCAGUGAGGUCACUUCCCCGGGAAUCCCCAUACAGCAUGGCAUAAAUGUGCAGCACCAAGCAUUAAAAGAAGUGUGCUGUAUUUACAAAUUUCUAAAUGGAAAUUAGAAGGCAAGUGGCCUGUCAUUUUCACUGUUUUAAAGGGUAAUAGUUCAAGUUCU
This is a messenger RNA of Molossus molossus (Pallas's mastiff bat), 1493 nucleotides long. Its product is annotated as pachytene checkpoint protein 2 homolog. Lineage: Eukaryota; Metazoa; Chordata; Mammalia; Chiroptera; Molossidae. Gene Ontology annotation, molecular function: ATP binding; ATP hydrolysis activity. Gene Ontology annotation, cellular component: nucleus; chromosome. Gene Ontology annotation, biological process: reciprocal meiotic recombination; meiotic recombination checkpoint signaling. The record is from RefSeq and is a predicted model, not a curated record.